This is a messenger RNA of Colletotrichum fioriniae, 1341 nucleotides long. RefSeq lists its product as uncharacterized. NCBI's taxonomy places the organism in Eukaryota, Fungi, Ascomycota, Sordariomycetes, Glomerellales, Glomerellaceae. The record is from RefSeq and is a predicted model, not a curated record.
AUGUCAGCAACAUCGUCAGCCCUCGGCGCAGUCUUGGGUUACCUAGGCGCCGAAGUCGCGGGCAUAAGCCUCUUUGAACGCCUGCUAUGGCCAGAACGCUUCUACAACGCCGUCGACGCCAUCGCGCUCAUCCGCCUGGCCCUUUUCAUGCCCAUGGGCGGGCCCCUCCACCGCGCAGCUCUUGAGACGCUGGAUAAGUUCCGCGACCAUGGCCUGUACAAGGGUCGUCGGCGGGGCGACAUGCUCGGGACUACCUUCUUUUCCGACAAAGCUAGCGUUCAUUACUUCCACAAGACGGCAAACACCCCCGAAGGCCGCAAAUUGCCACGGGCUGUGCGGAAUGGCUUCUGGAUUGAGGUCCUGAAGCAUAUUGAUGACCGCAUCGGUCUGGGCGGGUCUUGGACCGGGGCCGGUCCCCCGGAUAGUGCGCGACUGAAGGAGGGAAGUGAGGGGCUGGCAGAUACGGUCCGGACUACAAGGCGAAUAUACCGACUUGAUCUGGAGUUCCAAUCCCCUCAAGGAAGCGAAGCGUCUACACAAUUCAAGACUUUUAACGAAAACUUCGGAUUCAGAACAUUGCUAGGUAUUGUUGUAUCAGAGUUAUCCUCAAUUCUGCUCGCAGUCGCGGCAGGGAUAUGGUCCAACCGAAGCAGAGACGGACAGGAUGCCCCGGCAAAGUGGUUCAUCGGCUUCCUGUGCAUUCCUCUCUUCCUUAAGCUUUUCACCGCGGUGUCACGCGUUCGUCGAGAGAGUUUAAUACACAACGAAGACCCCCCCGAAUCGUCAACUCUCGACGCGACAGCUCCAUCUUCACCAGCAGCCGAAGCCCCAAUCACCAAGAACGACCUGGCACCCGUCUCCCCUGCCCGCCACCAGGAAACAGAGAUCUUCGAAGUCGAGGUACCCUCCAUCGGCUUCCUCCUCAUCUCAACCCCCUCCCCGGCCUCCCCGGCAAGCUUCCAGUUCUUCCGCCACUACGGCCACCCGAUCCGCGACAGCGCGCUCGACCGCGCAAGGGAGGUAUCCAGCAUAGCGACGGUGUACGCCUUUGUCCUCUACUUCCCCGCAGGACUGCUACUGCUGUCGUGGAUGAACGAGCCCAUGCAGUACCUCUGGCUGGGUCAGCAGCUGUGGAGCGUCUUGGUCAUGCAUCUUGUGCGUCUCUUCGGAUGGGAGGGCACUUCGCGGACGGAGGAGGCAGUGGCAGCUGCACUUGUGAAGGACUUCAAGGUUAUUCUGGCUGGAAAGAAGGCAUGUGUUGAGGCUAGGCUGCGGAUGGAGGAGGUUACGUCGGUGAAGGAGGGGAGGAAGAGGGUGCAAGAGAUGUUGGAAGGGGUUUAA